ACAACACUGCUGUGUAUUUUGUUUACGUUUAUGUUGGAUGAAUUCUUCUGGGCAGGAAUUGCAUCCCAAUUGGGUUGCUUUAAGCACCUUAAAUGUGCCACUGAAGCGUUUCGUGCAUGCUGGAGCUGUGGAGCAAGCGAAGGGCAAAGCAGAGAAGCACAGAAUUGAUGGCGUGAGUGGAGCUGAAGUGCAACAGUUCUACAAGGAAAUUUUGGAGACGCCCGCAACAGCCAAAGUAGAAGCUAAACCAACUAAAUGUGAUGUCGCGUUACCUAAGGAACAGCCAAGAAGUCCAUAUGAAAAGAACCGUUUCUUUCGACUGGCUAUGAGUAACGAUGUGGAGCAGCUGUCGCUACUGAGCAUUAGCGAGGAGGAACAGCUAAAUGAAUGCGACUCCUUUGGCUGGACAGCUUUGAUGAUGGCUGCGUGUGAAGGAGCAGAGGAGGCAGUUGCUUGGCUGCUGGAGCAAGGCGCAGCUGUGGAGAUGAGGGAUAAGAGUGGGCAAACGGCACUGGAACUCGCCAGAAGGAAGGGUCAUCUAAAUAUUGUCGAGCUCCUGGAAAACUUGAAUUGCUGUGAAGCGGAAGCUCCACUUGGCGUGGACUCCACAGUGGUAGCUGUUUCGCCCUUCUUCUGUGAAGUAUGCCAAAGGGAAUAUAGUGAAUCCACUUGGCGCGAACAUCAAACCUCCACGGUGCACAGAUUCAAUAUGAAAUCUCUCCCGCCGCAUCGUUUGGAAAAGUUCAACAUCUCGGCUAGGAAUCGUGGCCUUCAGCUGAUGGUUAAACAGGGCUGGGACCGUCAACAUGGACUGGGACCCCAGCAGAAUGGUCGCCUGUAUCCAGUGAAGACUGUGCUGCGCAAACAUCGCACAGGUUUGGGAAUUCAACAGCCACCGGCACGUGUCACGCAUUUCGAGGCAUUUGACACAAAUGCGACCAAACGACGCCAUGGGAAUCCCCUGCCACAACAUCAGCCCAGACGCACACGCAGCGACAUGAAGCGGGAGAAGCUGCGCGACUGGAGACGAGAGCGUCGAUUGCGGCAUGAACUGAGCUGACUUUGGGCUCAAAUGGGGGAGAUUAAACUAAUAUUUAGGAUGCAUUAUGAUUGUACAUGCGGUCGAGCAGUACAGUAGAAGCUGCCUAAGAGGGACAUCAAUGUAGGAAUAAAUUUUAAAGAGCACUGAAACCUAAGCUAAUUGUAAUUGGAAUUAAAAUUGUAGCAAUAAUUGCCGUACAGUGAGCGCUAGUUAAAAAGAACGGCUGUAUGGUGAAAACUGACUUGAGGGCUAAGUUAGCUGUUUGUUACCUCAAUGAAUAAUGAAAUUGAGCACAUUUUUUUAAACUUAAGAUAAGGCAGACUUUCUAUAAGUACAGCUGUUCAUCAGCACAGUGUUUACUGUACGUAGACUUCAAAUUUAUUUUAAAUUAACUGAUAUGAAGUACAAUCUAUAAUGAAAGAGGCCAAAAGAGAAUCAUUUGUAAAUGCUGUAAAAUGUAUAGUGAGGACUGGCUUCAGAGAAUUGUCUUGUGAACAAGCAAUAAAGAAAGAAGGAAAAAA
Drosophila hydei is the source of this 1563-nucleotide messenger RNA. RefSeq names its product G patch domain and ankyrin repeat-containing protein 1 homolog. Gene Ontology annotation, molecular function: protein binding; nucleic acid binding. The coding region runs from base 38 to 1060 and encodes 340 amino acids. The transcript has a single exon. NCBI's taxonomy places the organism in Eukaryota, Metazoa, Arthropoda, Insecta, Diptera, Drosophilidae. The record is from RefSeq and is a predicted model, not a curated record.